AUGAUUUUACUUAGAUUAAUCCGAAGAGCUGAUGUGUUGGUUAAACCUUUCUAAUUUAAUGUUCACAACAGAAAGAGGACAUAAACUUUAAUAGGUUUGUAAUUCUGAAAUUUAGGGGGAAUUUUCUCAAUCCUACUAUUUGUGACCUACAUAUUGUAUGGAAUCAGUUUGUAUAAUCGAUAAGAAUCAAAUUAGAAUACAAUUUAUGCUGGCUCAUAAUCAGAUUUUUAAGAAGAUUACAGUUUAAAUGAAUCAAUAGUUAAAUUUGCAGUUGAAAUAUCUCCUAUUUAAAAAGAACCAUUUUAAAACUAUUCAUACAUUUCAUAGUAUUAAAUAUAUAUGUAAGUUUAGAUAUCUAAAUUUGGAUGUGUUUUAUAUUGAUUAAAGAAGAGUUAGCCAAGUUGUUGGAUACAAAAGGAAUUAGACAAAACUCACAAUGAAAAAAUGUGAUAAAGCUUAUUUAGAUGAAUUUAAUUUUUAAAAUGCUACUUUGACAUAAGGUUAAAAGGAAUAACUUCUCUGUUUUGAAGGAUAAUUUAAUAUAUCUGGAUAAUUUUAUGAUCCCAUAUUUCAAUAUGUAAAAAUUUAGAUAAAUAUUUGUAAUUUAAAUACAAAUCCUGAAUGCAAAUCAAUUUAAGAAAUAGAAGAAUUUAUUAGUUAAGGGUAGUAUUUACAUUUUUUAUAUUUAGAAUCAAUGUAGAUCUAUUCAUCAAAGGAGACAGAAUAAAGAAAUCAUUGAAUAUGAGUGCUCCAGCUGAGACAUAUCCAAAAAAUAUGUUUUGGAGAUUCACAACAGGAGUGGCUAAUAAUGAAGAUAUAUUUAUGGCACCUAUCUCUUUAGAUAUAAGUAUUAAUUUUUAAUUAUGAAGAAAAAAAUAGUUUAUUUGCAAAAUUAACAACUUAAGGGGCUAAUGAGAAUAUUUUCAAGUCUGCAGCCAUUUUUAAAUCAGAAAGAAGACAGGAAUCUAUUACUUUAUAACAUGGAGUUUUAAUGAAUUCCUUUUAUCUAAGGGCUGGUUCUGAAAGCUUUUAUUAUUUUUCUAAUUAAUAGGAUUGGCUAGUUAUAUUAUUAUCAUCUAUAUCAGAAACUACUUCAUUAAUAGUGACAUUCUUAAGGAUCCUUUAAUUCUUUUAUGGAUUCUAUAAUAAACAUAAGACAUUUGAAACUUUAAUGAACAAUGUAUUUAAAUUUGAUAUCUCUAAAAAUACUCGUUCAGAUAUUGAUGAAAUUAUGCAAACUAGUGGAGUUCAUAUGGAUCCAUAAUAAAAUGUAUUAAUAAAAAAGUAGAAAUUAGAAAAAGUAUAUAUAUAAAUAUAUUUAAUUAGAUUAUUAAUUUUACAAUAUAAUAUCCAAUUUGGAGGUACAUACUCUAUAAAUUAUCAAAAGUGUUUCUAUGUUUAAAAAGAUUCAAUUUAUGUUAGAUUGCAUAAGAGGAAAUGAUUACAAUCUCAUAAUUGGCCAAAAAUAAAAUUUAAAAUGAUUUAGAUUUAACUAAUAUUCUUAAAAAAUUAUAUGAAAUUGAUUGCCUUAAACUAUUAUUAUUUGAUGAUGAUCAAUUACUAAUAUUCAAUAGUUUUAGCUCUCCUGUAUUUGAGGAUAAUAUGGUUUAACAAUAGCAUUUUAAAGAAAUAGUUAAAUUACAAGGAUAUCGACGUUCCUUAAGAACACAAACAUUUAGUAAAGUAGACUUUAAAUUUGUUAAUUCAUAAAGUAUUUGCAUAUUAUAUAUAGAACUUCCAUUUACAUAAAAACUAAAGAAACUUUCCAGAUUCUUUAGUGCUUAGAUGUUACCAAUAAAUGCAGAAGAAUUGACAACAAUAUUUAGAAAAAUUUAAGAAGAUUAAAAUAUCAAUUUCAAAAAGAAUUAAAAAUUGUUAAAAUUUGCUCAAUCUAAUUAUUCAUUGUUUAAAUUAGUAUAAUAGUAUUGUUCUGCUAGUGCAAAUGUUACAAUUGAGAGAAAAACAAAUGAAGCACUCUCUUUAGAAGGUGAAGAUAGACAUAAUGUUUAGAAUAUGUAAAUACAUAUGAGAACGUUGAAUAAGUGAA
Paramecium pentaurelia is the source of this 2047-nucleotide messenger RNA. The record is from the annotation of a GenBank genome assembly. Lineage: Eukaryota; Ciliophora; Oligohymenophorea; Peniculida; Parameciidae.